CAAGCAUCAAAUCUUAUCCUUCUGCAUAAGAUACCAAUCUACUUCAACUUUAAAGGCACUGUGUUUCCUCACGAUAAUUAAUUUGUUUCAAAAAAACAAUUUCUGAGGAAGGAAGAGGAAAAAAUAUUAUCCUUGCGUUUGACGAAGAAUUUUAGCCAGUGGAUAUAUUCUACCAAGAAAAAUGAAUGUUUUACCGCAAACUGGUUAUCCAUUUCCUCCCGGAUUUUGGCCUUUUGCGACAUGUGCCGGAAUGAAGACGAUGGAUCUACCAAUCCACCCGGCCUUCAUCCAUACACCGUAUCCAACAUAUGCAAUCCCUCCAUCCGCCACCGUUCCACCUAUGAUCCAUCCAGGAGUUCGAUCCAAAGCCGAUUCUUUUACGAUCGAUGCUAUUCUUAACAGAGACAAAUCAGAGAGUAUUUCAAGAAAGAUCAAAUCACCGAGUUAUCUUGACAAUGAGUGUGGAAAAGAUGUUGACAUUCAUUCGAGGCGCCAUCAAAGACUUUUUGCCAAUUCUCAUCCAUAUUUAGCAUCUUCUGAAAAAUCCAACUGCGAUCGUUCAUCAGUGAAAAGUCCCCCUGAAGUAUUUGAUGAUGAUCAAAAAGAAGACAAAAAAUUGGAUUGUAAACAGGGUUGGAAGCAGGGCAAAGGGAAGAGAGUGCGGACGAUCUUCACCCCAGAGCAGCUGGAACGAUUAGAGGCGGAAUUUGAGAAACAGCAGUAUAUGGUGGGAACAGAGAGGUACUAUUUGGCUUGCUCCUUGAACUUGACGGAAGCCCAGGUGAAAGUCUGGUUCCAAAACAGGAGAAUCAAAUGGCGGAAACAGACACUGGAGCAGCAGCAAGCCAAGCUUGCCCGAUUUGAUCUCUUUAAAGAUUCCUUGGAAUCGGAAUCAGGAUACAGUGAUUCAGACGAUGAUAAUUCUACCAAAGGAAGCCAUUUCCCCACGUCUCCAGAUCAGCGAUGCGUUACGGCAGAAGUUCCGUCAAAUGCUUACACACCACCGUAUUAGAAAAUGUUGUGUGGCAUCAUUUUUCAGAUCAGUAUUAAAGAAAACGAAUAUUAGCCUUGAGGUAGCACGUGACUUGGUGUACUUAUUUGCCUUUUAUGAAAGAGUGGAUUCAAUUUAAUGUAUGCUUAGUUGCAUGGCUGAAGAAAAUGCGUUGUUUUGUGUGAUGCUUCUUAUUAGUAGUGCUUUAGAAGAUAGAAUCUAUAAGCACUUUGUUGUUGUUAAGUUUGAGUAUAUAUUUUUGCAUAUUGAUGGAUUAUCAAUUUGUAAA
This is a messenger RNA of Saccostrea echinata, 1280 nucleotides long. Its product is annotated as homeobox protein not2-like. Bases 182 to 1012 code for a protein of 276 amino acids. Lineage: Eukaryota; Metazoa; Mollusca; Bivalvia; Ostreida; Ostreidae. Gene Ontology annotation, molecular function: DNA binding; DNA-binding transcription factor activity, RNA polymerase II-specific. The record is from RefSeq and is a predicted model, not a curated record. The transcript has 3 exons. Gene Ontology annotation, biological process: central nervous system development; regulation of DNA-templated transcription; neuron differentiation.